AAGAGUGAGGUUUUGGAUUUGGGAAAAUAAUAGAUUGUUCAUUCUAUUCUAAUUAUAUUAAUUAAUCAUGUACAUUAAAAGCAUGGAGAACAAACUCAUCUCGGGGGAGAUAUGGAGAACUUAUGCAUCGUUAAUCAGAUGUAGAUUUAUAACCAAAAGACUUGAGACAUUAAAAAUUAAUCACAAUCGAUUAUAAUCAUAUACCAUAAAAUAUGUUCCAACAGUUGUCUUGGAACACAAGGACAAAGUGGCGAGAAGAAAACCUUCGGAGUUUGAUCAAUCGAUGAUUCAAAAGGGAAGAUUAUAAGUUGGGAAUGGACAAAAUUGACUAUAAGAUCAAACUACUCUUUGUUACAUCGAUAUUGCAAGAAGCAAGUGGUGACAAACCAUAAGGAACAAUGAACGGUUGUUCCGAUCCAACGUGUACCCCUCCACCAUGCGUGUAUCCACCACCACCUCCAAAGUCUUUUAUGAAUGCGGGUGUAAAAUGCUGCCAGUUUCCGCCACAAACAUGUCGUGUUGCCUUCACUCUUCCGACACAGCCUGACUUUGUACUAGAUCACAAUGAACCUAUUGUGGUGGAAUGGCCUCCAAAGAAGGAGCCAGUUUGUGAAUAUGUAGACACAGGACCAAGACCUGACUUGUUGGCGCAGAUCCCACACCAGAUUGCACCUCAGGUCGUGACCAUGAUUGCUGCGCCUCAAAUGGUGAAUUCGGAUGAUUCAACUAUGACCAAUCAAGUUCUGCCCCACGAACGGUGUCCUGACAGCCAGCUUCACGUAAGGAUUGAGCCAAAACAAAAGAAAAAGGUAGAGAUACGAAUGCCACCUCAAGAACCGCCUAUCCGAGGUCCACCCUGUCGUCCAUGGAUUCAAUGUGUGGAGAAUACCCUCAUUACAGACCAGGUACGACGUCCCCUUGCUCGAUACUGCCAUCGGAGACCGAUGCCGCCCCUUGUGAUUCCUACCCAUAAAUUGGAACAACUUAAGCUAAAGAGUACUGAACGACAAAGACAACGGGAAGAGGAAGAAGCUUAUUUUAGAGAACGGGAAUGUCAGCGAUUGAAGUCAAGACAGAGGCAGGCUAAAUGGAACUUUACUGUGGAGAGUCUGUUGGACCGAAAACGUCAAAAGGAACAAGCUCAGGAAGAAGCCGAACGUGAAUCUACGAGACAAUUGAUGGCUGAAGUAGCACAAGAGAAAAAUUUACAGUCUGAGGCUCAAAUUGCGAGAGCAGAUCAGCUCAUUUUAUAUCGAAAAGGUCUUAUCCGAGACUUUCAUUCUGCUUUAGCCUAUUCCAAGAUGAUGCAAGAAAUUGACCAAAUGAAAUCUAAAAGUGGGGAACAAGACGAUUCUAAUUGUCCAAUGUAUGUACAAAAGUGUUACAAAAAGAUGAUGUAUCCAAAUACAAGUCGCCCAGAUUACUCAAAGAAGGUCGAGGAGAAAGUGAUUAAUGAAAAAUUGCUACAACGUCUCAAGUGUAUUGAGCAAAGAGCUCUGGAACAAAAAAUGGAAAUUAAUUCAGAGUUGUGCAGCAUGAAACAAUUGAUUGCUGAAAAUAUGCCCGACCUCCCUGAAAAAUACAAAAAGUAUAUGGCCGAUCCUGUUUGCGAUGAAGAUAAUAAAGAACGGACACAGGAAAAAAUGCGCUGUGAUGUGUUUGAAGAAAUCGGAGACAAGUUGGCUGCUGAUGCGUACAUCGAGUCCCAUGAGAAUGAGAUUGACCGUCAAGCUUGUGAAUAUAACGAGUAUAAACGUCGAGUAGAUGCUAUCAGAAAAGCGAAAGAGAAACAACUCAUUGACGAGAAAGUUGCGUAUAACAUUGCAAAAUCUGAAGUGGCCGCAAGAGCCUUAGUGAAAGUGCAGCAGGAAAAGAAAGCUAGGGCGAAUGAUUAUGAUAAACUAAAGGAGCAGUGGGAAUCAGAGUUUGAGGCUAAAGAAGAUGCCAAGAAAUCCGCUCAAGAAAAACAUAUGGCGAAAGUAAUUGCCGACUUCAAUCGUCGAAAAUGUGCCGAAGGUUGGAAACAAUGUGAUCUUCAUCCUGCUCGUCAAUGGGCGAGUAGCUUGCUCGUAGCGGAAGAAAACUUUGAACGUGAAUGUCAAGAAAAAUCUGAUCGACGACUAAAGGCGGAAGAUAUUGCACUCUACAACAAAGCUCAAGCUUCUAACAAACAAUGUCAUGAGCAAAGGAAAAAAUACAUGGAUGACGUUUGGGCUGCAAAGAUGAAACAGGAAUACUUGGAAGAGAUGAAAGAGAUGAAAUCAUAUGCGCAACAAUGUAUCGAAGACUGGAAGGCCAAAGGACGCACUGCCGUUCCUAUGCACCAAGCCAUGAAGAAAUGGGACUAUGACGCUGGAAUGCAACCUUACCUUUUCGCUGAAGGUGAUGCUCCUUUAAAUCUCGCCAUGAGUAAACAAAUGGCCAAAUCUGCAAAGAACACAAACUGCCCAGGUUAUGAAACUACGUCUAAAAGACUCGGGUUUGGAUCUGGAGGAUGUGCCUAAAAUUGCCUUACUACGCAUCCAAACUACAUUAUAUAUGUAUGACCGAAUAAAAAAAAUAAUCAUUUAGAGGAUUAGUUUAUACGCGUCCUAAUUAUAUGCUGGUACAAUUUAAGCUUUGUGCAAUGAAUGUUUUAACCGGAACUGGUAGUAAAUUUGGAUGUGGAACAGUAAAUCUAAGAAGUUACAACAUGUG
Folsomia candida is the source of this 2697-nucleotide messenger RNA. RefSeq names its product trichohyalin. The record is from RefSeq and is a predicted model, not a curated record. NCBI's taxonomy places the organism in Eukaryota, Metazoa, Arthropoda, Collembola, Entomobryomorpha, Isotomidae. The transcript is spliced from 13 exons. Bases 399 to 2504 code for a protein of 701 amino acids.